Molecule: messenger RNA, 1605 nt
Organism: Pichia membranifaciens NRRL Y-2026
Lineage: Eukaryota; Fungi; Ascomycota; Pichiomycetes; Pichiales; Pichiaceae
Exons: 1
Coding region: 1-1605 (534 amino acids)
Biological process (GO): GPI anchor biosynthetic process
Cellular component (GO): endoplasmic reticulum membrane
Molecular function (GO): alpha-1,2-mannosyltransferase activity
Source: RefSeq, a predicted model, not a curated record
AUGAGUGAGAGAGACGGUGCUGGCAGUGGUGGAAGCCUGUUUUGGCUGCAAUCGUGGCUCGACAGGAGUGGGCGGGUGCCGUUUCUGGCCAUCUUCGCCUGGCGGCUCGUGAACGCAUUCACGAUCAACACGUUCUUCCAGGCAGACGAGUACUGGCAGGCGUUGGAGCCAGCUCAUCGUGCCGUUUUUGGAUACGGCUAUCUCACGUGGGAGUGGCAGCACGGUCUGAGGUCUUACCUGCACCCGGUGAUGUACAUGUUCCCUUACUGGGUAGUGAAGCGGCUCGGCGACGAGUAUUGGUACGUGUUGGCGGCGCCGAAGGUCGUCAAUGCGCUCGUCGCCGCCGUCGGUGACUACUACCUGUACGACCUCGUGCAGAGGCGUUCUGGAAGCACCCGGCUGGCGAAGCUGGUUUCCCUCCUCAGUCUCUUCUCUGCGUGGAACUGGUACUGCUGGUGCCGGUCGUUCGCCAACUCGCUCGAGUUGACUCUCACGAUCGUCGCUCUGUACCAGUUCCAGUCAGAGGCGUACGUGAGGUGUCUCACGGUGGCAGCGUUCACAUGCCUCAUCCGACCCACCAAUGCCAUAAUCUGGCUCUAUUCCCUCCCGGCGGUCUUCUGGCAGCAACCUCGCCUCAUCGCCGUCUCUGCCGUGAUCGGUGUGGCAGUGCUUUCUCUCGACGCCGGCAUCAACUAUUGGUUCUACUCAGGACUCCACGUGCCGCUCUGGAGCUUCUUCAAGUUCAACGUCACAGACUCUUUGUCGUCCUUCUACGGCGUGUCCCGCAUCGACUUCUAUUUCCUCCAGGCGAUUCCAGUCCUGCUGCUCAACUACCUUCCUUUCUUCCUCUACGGGCUGCUUCGAUCUCCGUGGUCGCACCUCAAGGGUCUCCUCUUCUGCUACCUGUUUGCCUUCACAGCAAUACCCCACAAAGAGUUCCGCUUCAUCUUCCCGAUGAUGCCUAUCCUCUUGACGUAUUCCGCGUCCGGCGUGUUGAGCCUCUCUGCCAAAAUCUCCCCAACAAGGAUGAAACAGGUGCUCGGACUCACAGUCUCCGCUUCUAUUCUCCUCGCAUACUACUUCACGCAGUACCAUGAAGUCGGCGAGUUGCAGAUCCCUACACUGAUACGGAACAGGAUCACCUCUUCGAAACCCCAUCCCCGCCCUGUGAGCGUCGGAUUUCUAACGCCGUGCCAUUCAACCCCGUUUCAGUCGCAUUUCCACCUCCCGGAGAAUGAGGCAGAGCUCUGGUUUUUGACGUGUGAACCCCCAUUGGCUCACAAUGUGCUUUCCGGAACGACUGUCGAGUCGUACAUGGAUGAGUCUGACUAUUUUUACUCCAAUCCCCGGCUUUUCCUUGAGACAAACUUCCCCGCUAUUAUGGCACUUGAUGCAGUUCCUGCGCAGGGUGCCCAAUGGCCACACAGAUGGCCGGAAUACAUAGUCAUGUUCGGGAAUCUAUGGGACAACAGCGAUGCUAAGGUGCAAGACCUUUUAGGUAAGCACUACACUGUCGUAGAAAGAGUGUGGAAUACUCCGGGCCAUUGGGAUGGACGGAGAGAGGGUGAUAUUCUGCUACUGCAACUAUCAGCAGUAUCGCAUUAA